Molecule: messenger RNA, 2895 nt
Organism: Enhydra lutris kenyoni (northern sea otter)
Lineage: Eukaryota; Metazoa; Chordata; Mammalia; Carnivora; Mustelidae
Product: transcription elongation regulator 1 like
Exons: 11
Coding region: 1-1701 (566 amino acids)
Cellular component (GO): nucleus
Molecular function (GO): transcription coregulator activity; RNA polymerase binding
Source: RefSeq, a predicted model, not a curated record
AUGCUGGUGGGCGCCAGGCUCCAGCGGCGGCGGCGGCAGCUGCAGCAGCAGCCCCGGCGGCGGCAGCCUCUCCUCUGGCCGAUGAAUGCAGACCCGCCGCCGCCGCCGCCGCCCUGGGUUUGGAUGGUUCCCGGCUCGGCCGGGCUGCUCCGGCUGGGCGCCGGGGUCGCGCCCCCGCCCGUGCUGCUCGCCUCGGCGCAGCCCCCCGCCGGCCCGCUGCUCCCGGGGCUGCCCGGCUGGCAAGCCCCCGGCGAGCCCCUGCUGCCGCUGCUGCCGCUGCCCUCUGCGCCAGACCACGCCGCCGCCGCCGCCGCCGCCUCCGCGCACCACUACCCCUUGCUCCACGGGCAGUGGCUGUGCGGUGGCCAUUCUCCAUCUAUAGGACUCUCUCCCUCUUCCACUGUGGAGCUGGUGCCCAUUUUCCCACACGUCUGCCCGUCUGCUCUCCCACCUCCUGUUGGGAAAAGUUGGAUAGACAAAAGGAUACCCAAUUGUAAGAUCUUUUUUAAUAAUUCCUUUGCUCUGGACUCAACGUGGAUAUAUCCUGAGGAGUCAAGGUUGUUCCGUGGGCAUGAAAAGCCUCAUCUAUUGGCAAACCAAGUCGCCCUGUCUCUGUCCAGACCAGCUCCUGCCUCCUGGCCUCUUCCCACGGGGCUGUUAGCACCUCAGCUAAUACCAGGUGGUCGUCACAACAGCCUGAAGCCUGUCGGCAGUACCCCCGGCAUUGCCAUCACCGCCACGGCUGCCAUGGUGUCCGUGGACCCAGAGGCACUUGGGGGCCCAUCCCCCUCCAGCGUGCAGCCCUGCCACUUCCUGACCCUGGCACCCAUCAGGAUACCCCUGAGGACCGCCCCCUUCUCCGACAGAAGCAGAGAGCACAGCCGAGCACCCGGCCCCCCCGCCCUCAUGCUGCACACCGAGAGGAGGAGCCCGGCCGGGCCCAGGGAAGAGAAGGAACCGCCAUCGAUGCUAGUCACCAGAGAGGACAGUGCAGCUGAAGGAAACAGACCCGUGGCCUCCGCUCCAGUGCCCGGUUCCCCCUGGUGCGUGGUCUGGACGGGCGAUGACCGGGUUUUCUUCUUCAACCCGACGAUGCAGCUGUCCGUGUGGGAGAAGCCUGUGGACCUGAAGAGCCGCGGGGACCUGGACAGGAUCAUCGAGGACCCACCCCACAAACGCAAGCUGGAGGCGCCGACACCCGACCACAGCGACGGGUCUCAGUCUGAGGACGGCAGGGGAGACCGGAACCUGAGGACCAAGAGGAACCGGACAGAAGGCCAUGGGAGUCCUGGGCCAGAGGAGGCAGAAGGACAGGACAAGGGUGCCGGGACGCCGCCGCCCCAGAUCCUCCUGCCACUGGAGGAGCGGGUGACCCACUUCCGAGACAUGCUGCUGGAGCGAGGGGUGUCAGCGUUCUCUACCUGGGAGAAAGAAUUACAUAAAAUCGUGUUUGAUCCACGCUACCUCCUGCUAAACUCGGAGGAGCGGAAGCAGAUAUUCGAACAGUUCGUCAAGACAAGGAUAAAAGAAGAAUACAAGGAGAAGAAAAGCAAACUGCUGCUCGCCAAAGAAGAAUUCAAAAAGCUUCUGGAGGAGUCUAAGGUGUCACCCAGGUACGGAGAUGAAACAGACGCUGGGCGUCCCCAAGGCUGGACGUUUGCCCGUGACUGCAAGACAGCUCUCACGGUCUGUGUCUGUUAAACCGCACACCCCAGCGGGCCCCAGACACCAUGAGUGUGAUGGCGGCGACCCCUGGGGAGGGAAGCCCACCUCCUCCCUGCCGAGGGGGAGUGAGCCUUCCAGUGACCAACCGCGAUCCCUGCCCCUCGCCCCCCACCUGCGCCGCGGUCCCUCCGUUCCACUGCCCAGAUGCCUGGUUUUCCAGCCUGGUAUCCCUGACCCCACGGUCUAAAUGAUCAGCAGGUCAGCACUUGGGGGGGGGUCUUACUUCAGAUCUAGGGAUCAGAGACUGAACACACAGGCCACAGAUAGCAGCAGGAACACGAACCCCCCCAACCCCACUGGAUCCAGAUGCCUUCCAGGUCGGCUGGGGUACAGACAGGAGGUGCACUCGCCGGAGUAAAUGGGCCUGGUAACAUUGUUGCCAAAACGCACCUCCAAUAACGGACAUCACUCUCACGAAAUAGAACAAGCCCACAGGGGGCUGACGUCAGAAAUUAGAAAAGUACGUGGAUUUCACUGUUCUUAAAAAUUAGCUCCCGUUGACUGAUAUUUAAAAAGUAAUGAAUGUAUACUACUUCUGAAAUUACAGAACUAUCACUUUUAUAAGCAAAAAGUGAUUGUGGUUUAUUUUCAUUUGGGGUUAGGACAUUAUGUCUAAGUGGACAUAUAUGUGUUAGUAUUUUAUAAUAAUCCCUUAGUACAGCAUCGUUUUUAAAUAGAUGUUAACUGACAUUGCUUUCUAUGAAGACCUGAGGUCCCGUAUGUGCUGGGAGAUUGUCCAGUUCUCCAGGUCGGUAACUGGACGUUGGGUUCUGACAAAACUGCAGGAGUUUAAAGAGCAGAUAUUUUCUGAACGGGAGAAAAUGUAGCAUGAAUGAUCCCCAUCACAAAAUGCUAAUCUAGAAAAGCAACUGUUCAUCUAGACAUUCGUAAUUGUGCUUUUCUACCAUUAGAGAUGAGAACACCGGCUUUUCUGUGUCCCCCACAUGGUGACCCUAGGAGAGAGGAGAUGAUCUGGGGCCCCUGCCUCGGGGCACAGCCUGCUCAGGCCCUCCUCAGUGCGGCAGUGGGUGAGGCGUCACACGUUUCUGAGCUUCUGGUCUCAGGUCUCAUCUGCAGGCAACACAGCUCCAGGAGGCUCCCUGCAGGGUGCAGGCAGGGUAGCAAACUGCUACCUGGAAGAAGCUUGGUGAAAGGGAGCCCAUCAUCACC